Coturnix japonica (Japanese quail) is the source of this 577-nucleotide messenger RNA. It is a transcript of the gene POLR1D, whose product is annotated as DNA-directed RNA polymerases I and III subunit RPAC2-like. Gene Ontology annotation, biological process: transcription elongation by RNA polymerase I; transcription by RNA polymerase III. The record is from RefSeq and is a predicted model, not a curated record. Gene Ontology annotation, cellular component: RNA polymerase I complex; RNA polymerase III complex. Gene Ontology annotation, molecular function: protein dimerization activity; DNA binding. Lineage: Eukaryota; Metazoa; Chordata; Aves; Galliformes; Phasianidae.
UUCCGGCGCAUCGCCUUGAUGCCUGCUGGGAGUUGUAGUUUCUCGCGGGGGUGUGAUGGGAGUUGUAGGCCGGCACGCAUGGCGGAGAGCAGCGAGAGGAAGGCCGCGCUGGAGAUGGUCCAGGCAGAUGGGACAGAUGGAAACUGCGUCACUUUUGUCAUGCAUGAUGAAGACCACACGCUUGGCAACUCCCUCCGAUACAUGGUCAUGAAAAACCCUGAUGUGGAAUUUUGUGGCUACUGCAUCACGCACCCAUCUGAAAGCAAGAUCAACUUCCGCAUUCAGACCAGAGGGUCCCUUCCUGCUGUAGAGCCAUUCCGCAAAGGGCUGAACGACCUGAUGGGUGUUUGCCAACACGUACUCGAUACCUUUGAGAAGAGCAUGAGGAAAUACAGGGCCCAGAGGGAGGAAGAGAUGCAGUAGCAUUUGGGAAUGGUGGUCCUCAUGGACGUUUGUAAUGUUCGUGUGUUGAAUUCCCCGUGUCAAGAGUUUUUUGGUUUUGGGGUUUUUUUUAUAACUACUUUCAUGCAAAUGUGUAUUUUCUCUGAUAAUAAAGCAUAUGAAGUUUGAUGCUGCA